CACCUUCCCUUCCACUCUGCUGGGCCGCGAGGAAGUCGCAAGAUGGCUGAUGUCGCUUGGAAAUAAUGUUUUCCUGUGCAACAUGAAGCCGUGAGUGUGGACGAAAGCGAGGGAGGCAUCGUUGGGCUUUCGUUUUUUAUUUUCUUUUAGUUACUUUUCUUUUAUUUAGUCGAACAUCCAUCUCAUUCCGCGUCGUGUCCGCCCCGGACUUGUCUUUGGGAGUUGACGCGUCAAAUCACGCCGGGGACCCUGCUCAUAGCAGCUAACAGUUAGCAAAUAUUAGUACAGCUAGCCUGUCUGCCAGGCACACUGCUAGUUAGUUUGUUUUUCAUUGGUAGUCUAGGCUAUGUGGGCCGGCAAACAUCCACUACGCAUGUCCUGAAAUUUGCCUGAAGUCGUACAAAAUCAAUGUCCGCUAUUUCAGACAUCAAAAUGAAAUAAGAUUGGAAAAAAUAUCUUGCAGGCUAUUUUGUUUAACGUCAUGUCGGCGAACUGGUCAGCCACACUGCUGCUUGCUAAGUAGUACGCACUUUUUCACCUGUAGCAUAACAAUUUUUUUUAAAGCUUUUAGUAACGUCCACUUCCUAGCUGCGUUUUCCGUUAUUAGCUCCAAAGUGGAAUUUAGAAGCUCGAUCUGUUCCACAGUAUGGGAGCAGAAAACAGCGAACUUUUCGCGGUUGUCGGAAGCUCGGCUUGCCUUGCUGGCGUCUCUCCAAAAAUUCACAGCGAUGGACACUAAACUCAGCACCCACUACCAAAACUGAAAAAUUGGCGUCGUAAUCUCGAAAUAUUUGGUCGACACUUUCGGAAAACGACUCACGGCGACUCGUUUCGCAAGCGUGGCUAACAGUGAGCUUGUUUUUGAAGGAUUAACUAAAGUAGUUAGUCACUCCGUCGGAGACCGGUUAGCUUGGCCGGAGUGCACGGCUAGCUGCGGUCUCACCUCACAUCCAAUCGCAAACACGGCGUACAGAACGUAUCCCGAGCCGUUCCCCGGCCACACGCACAGGCUGAACAACACCGUCAUGGGCGUGCAAGGCUUUCAGGAGUAUUUAGAGAAACGGUGUCCCGGGGCCGCAGUCCCCGUGGACCUCCUUAAGCUCGCACGCACUGUGGCCCGCCAGACCCCGCACCACCAUCACCCGCACCACCACCCACAUCAUCCCGGGCCCAUGCCUCCCCCGCCUCCGCCUGCCAGGAUCCUGAUCGACGCGGACUCCGGCCUGCAACGACUCUACGGCGGCUACCAGACGGACUUGUGCGGGGGCGAGUGGAACGCCAUGCUGGGCUAUCUGGCUGCCCUCUCUCAGGCCUGCUUGUACCAGGGCGGCCUGGAGCUGGUCGUGGUUUUCAACGGCACAUUGGGAAAGGAGCGCUGGCCCGAGUGGGCGCGGCGAGUUCAGGGCCAGCGACAGACGGCGCAGCUGAUCGUCAACCACGUUGGCAGCAAGGCCACCCCGCCUCCACGCGCGUGGUUCCUGCCCCCAGCCUGCCUCGGCCACUGUGUCCGCCUCGCCAUGUUCCGCUUCCGAGUGCGGGUUGUACAGACGUUAGAGGACCACCAUCAGGAAGUGCUAUCUCUCUAUAGAGACUAUGGAUUUGCUGGCCUAAUUGCUCAGGAUUCUGAGUUUGCCCUCUGCAAUGUACCUGCCUACUUUUCUUCACAUGCACUCAAGCUGAGCUGGAAUGGCAAGAACCUGACCACACACCAGUACCUGCUCUCUGAGGCCGCGAGGCAGCUUGGGCUUAAGACACAGCACCUGCCCUGCUUCGCUGCUUUGCUGGGAAAUCAUAUUCUGCCCGAUGAGGACCUGGCUGCGUUCCACUGGAGUCUCUUGGGACCAGAACACCCACUGGCUUCUCUUAAGGUACGUGCCCAUCAGUUGGUGCUACCACCCUGUGAGGUGGUGAUCAAGGCCGUCUCAGAAUACGUCUCCUCCAUCAAAGACCUGGGAAACCUCGAUGCCGUCGCCAGAGAUGUCUUCAAACAGUCACAGUCUCGUAUGGAGGACAAGGUGGAGCGUUUUAAGAAAGCUGUUGAAUAUUUCUCAGCUGCCUCUAAACCCCGCCCACUCAACAUGGGGCCCUCUUUCAUCUUACCUGGGUUUGGACCCACUCCAUUUGGGGGACCACCUGGCCAAAUGGGACCGAUGCAACCUGGAAAGAAUCAGUUCCCUCCUCCCCAGGUUCCGGGAUUCAAGAUUCACUAUCAAAAUAAUCCCUAUGGACCUGGUUCCACCUCCCUGUUCCAGAACCUACCACCACCAAUGCAAGACUGCAAUGAUUCACUGACUGGCAGGAUGGGCUUCUCUGACUGGUCAGCUCCAUAUGAUUCCAGUCAGAGUGGAAGUCGAUUACCAAAUCAUCACACCAGUACUCAGUCUGGUCCUUCACCCUCUCCUUCUUCAUCAUCAGAUGGAGAUGAACCCAAUGACAGUAAUUCAAACCAUUUGACUGAAAAGCCCUCUCUAUGGGAAGACCUUUCUGGAAGGGGGGGUUCGUCCUCUGUGGAUGGUUCCCAAGGCAAUGGCGCUGGGGCAAACAUUCCAUCACUGCUGUCUAUGGCGACGCGGAGUCACAUGGACAUAACCACACCCCCUCUGCCUCAGGUCAGUGCUGAAGUGCUCCGUGUAGCAGAACACAGACACAGAAGAGGACUGAUGUACCCUCAGAUUUACCACAUAUUGACCAAGGGAGAGAUGAAGAUGCCAGUUUGUAUAGAGGACGAGUGUAAUUCUGAACUCCCUCCUGCGUCUCUCCUGUUUCGAGCUGCCAGACAAUAUGCGUAUGGUGUUCUUUUCAGUUUAGCUGAAACACAUCGCCGCUUGGAGAGGCUUGCCCUUCGCAAGAGAGCUCCUCUGGAAGUUCCUCCAGUGAUUGUCAAAGAGUGGAGCAGUGGCAAGGCCAAGUCAGCACUAACUCCAGAGUUAGUUCCGGCCCUGUGUUUCCGAGAGUGGACCUGUCCCAACCUGCGACGGCUGUGGUUGGGUCGUGCCAGUGAGGACCGUUCCAGGAGAACCAGGGCAUUCCUGGCUUGCUUGCGGUCAGACUGCCCUGCUCUACUCAAUCCAGCACAGGUCCCACAACAUCUACUGCUCAUGUGUUGUGUACUCAGGUAUAUGAUGCAGUGGCCUGGUGGUCGAAUCCUUCAGAGACAUGAGCUAGAUGCCUUCCUAGCCCAAGCUGUUUCCAGCCAGCUCUAUGAACCUGACCAGCUACAGGAGCUGAAGGUGGAGAAGGUGGACGCUCGCGGUGUGCAGCUGGCUGCUCUCUUUAUGGCUGGUGUUGACACAGCACUAUUCAUCAAUGAUGUGUGUGGUCAGCCAUUGCCAUGGGAACACUGCUGUCCUUGGGGCUUCUUUGAUGGCAAAUUAUUCCAGAGUAAACUUGCCCGAGCUGCCCGUGACCGGGCUGCCCUGCUUGACAUGUGUGAGGGGCAGGAGGAACUGGUUUCCAAGGUUGAGAAGAUGCGUCAGGCAAUCCUUGAAGGCAUAAAUUUGUCUCGACCUCUUCCUCCUCCUCCUCCCCUUCCACCUCCUGCUUUUCUACCUCCUGCCAUGGUGCCCCCUUUUUAUCCAAUGCCUCCAAUUUACCCACCUCGCCCCAUGGGCGGUAUGCCCCCACAUCAUCACCCACCUCAUCCACAUCAUCCUGUUCAGCACAGACCAAGAGCCUUCCCAGGGAUUCAGUCUAUUCCUCCUCAGGGAGGGAAAUUGGAAAUAGCUGGUAUGGUUGUUGGCCAGUGGGCUGGAAAUAAACCAGUGCGUGGGAGAGGUGGGUUCAACAUGCAGGUGGUUUCAGUCGGUGCUGGGAAAGGGAGGGGUAAAGAGAUUCCAGUUAAAGUAAGGGGUGGGAAAAAGACUGCUGCCAACAGAACACAGAUGUCGUCAUCCCCCCCAUCCAGCAGUCCCCCAAAACCUUCAGAAGAGGAGGACUCUACACCAGAAGUUACAACUCAGCAGCUGAAUGGCAGCACAGCUGCCUCCGCCAUUGGCCAGACCUUGAACCUGGCCCAGCCAAUCCCAUGUGCCUUAGCGAGCAGAGACAACCAAUCAGAGGGGGUGGAGGUGGAGGCCCCCUGUUGCCUUGACGACUGCCCAUCAGAUGAAGCGCUACAGAAGGAGGAGUAAUGGCAUUCCUCCUGUGAUGCACUGCUCUGAGAGUUAUCUGUGUUCGACUGCCUUUCCCUGUUUUUGUAGCCGCGCCUGCUAGCUGUGCACAUUAUCACGUGGAGCAACAAGUCAGUGAGCUAUGUUCUGCUGCUCCAUGCGAUGAGCAAAAGCAGUUAGCAGAAAACCCUUUUAUUUUUUUCAUGUGGUUUUACAUUGUUUUAAGAAGAAAGGAUUUCUCCACAAAUCUGUUAGUGCCCCACCCCUCAAAAAUCCUAAAUGCCUCACCCUUUUACUCAGACUAAAAAACGGCCCUUUAUCUCGUGACUACCCACCACUUUGAGUUCCCUUUUAAAUAUGGGUAUCCGUACAGUUAUUUCUUAUAUUGUGUUUAAAUCAUCCCACUGUUGAAAUCGCUGCACACAUGAUAAACUUGGAGUUAUGGUGACAGAUUGCCUGUGGUUUCUGCGGUUAUAGCAUUGAGACUUUGUCACUGUGCUGGCAGUGGGUGUUAAAUGGGAACUCUGGGAUUUUUCAACCUGGACCCUAUUUUUGUACGAUUUUUUCACUACGGACAAAAAUUAUGGUAAUUGGUCCAGUAUUGAGUUGGAAUGCAAACACUGUCUGGGGCAAAACCGAUAAAGUCCGGCCAUAGGAAAAGCUAAAACCACUCAUACAAAUGUUUCUUGUUGCUACUGAAUAUAUGAAAAUGUCAUUGAGAUGUCUGAUGGCACGGGUAAGAUCCUACGGAUGUGCAUGUGUGCCGAAUUACCUCAUUAAAUAUAAAGAAUUUAUUUUAUGACUGUCUUGUUUGUGGCUUAUCUUAGCCUCUUUUUGUUUUGGUGAAGUUGUCACUUCAGUAAAUCAUUACAAAUUGUUCUGCUUACCACAGAAAUGCCCAUUAUGAACAACUGAUUUGUAUUGAUUUAGUAGAGCAACAUUGCCAAACCAAAAAAAUAAAGACUAAACAUUCAUUUUAACAAGUUUGUUCUCUUUUACUGAAGUAAAUCAUGUAUCUCUGAAGGGAUCAUCCCCGUGUAAUCAGACACUUCUGACUUUUUUGUCUAUUAACUGGUGACAAGGUGAUUUAUGUUGACUUGGACAGUGUUUGUGUUCUGACUGAAUACUGAACUAAUUAUCAUUGUUUUGGCCCCAAGUUUAAAGUUGAACCCAAAAACAUUUAAAAGAAAGGAAAAAAGGGGGGUGCCAGAUGAAACAUUCUUGACUUCCCCUUAAAUAGUUAUUACCAUACCAAUCUCAUUAGGUGUGUCCUACUUGAGUAAUACAGAUUUCCAGAGUUUGGCUCUGGAUGUUUGGGAAAGAUUUUAAUGAAACAAAGCAAUGUAUUGUUUUUCUGUGCGGUGUCCCUUGUCCCACAUAUUCUACAAGAUAGCCACACAGCUAAAAGCACCUUGUUAGCAUACUUGCAAGUGACAAAAUCCUGUAUAAGUUGCCUGGUUAUCGGUUACUGGAGCACUUAUGCGCCACCAAGGUAUUCGCAUGCUAACUUACUUGGACCAAUUUAGCAUAGCCUGGUAUGUAGGUAUGCUAAGAGACCCCCUGAAUUUAUGCACCUUAAGCCCUAAAGUAUGCAAGAUUUUAUCAUGCGCCUUUAAAAAGAAAAAAAAAGCAUUACGGUAUCUUCCCGGGCC
Thalassophryne amazonica is the source of this 5761-nucleotide messenger RNA. Its product is annotated as constitutive coactivator of PPAR-gamma-like protein 2. The record is from RefSeq and is a predicted model, not a curated record. NCBI's taxonomy places the organism in Eukaryota, Metazoa, Chordata, Actinopteri, Batrachoidiformes, Batrachoididae. Gene Ontology annotation, cellular component: nucleus.